This is a messenger RNA of Stylophora pistillata, 1111 nucleotides long. RefSeq names its product dnaJ homolog subfamily B member 11. Gene Ontology annotation, molecular function: misfolded protein binding. The record is from RefSeq and is a predicted model, not a curated record. Gene Ontology annotation, cellular component: endoplasmic reticulum. Gene Ontology annotation, biological process: protein folding; protein maturation. NCBI's taxonomy places the organism in Eukaryota, Metazoa, Cnidaria, Anthozoa, Scleractinia, Pocilloporidae.
UUUCCUUCUGUCAGCCGGCAAAAUGGCGGAAUUACACGUGUAUUUUAUAUCAGCCUUGGUGUUAUCGUUCUGCAUACAAAUUUUAGCAGGGCGGGAUUUUUACACCAUCUUGGGCGUCUCGAGAGACGCAAGCAAGAAUCAAAUAAAGCGGGCUUACCGAAAACUGGCGAUGAAGUGGCAUCCAGAUAAAAACAAGGAGGACCCAAAGGCACAAGAAAGAUUUCAGGAUCUGAGUAAUGCAUACGAGGUCUUAGCUGAUGAUGAGAAAAGGAAAGUAUAUGAUAGGCAUGGGGAGGAAGGGCUGAAAAACAUGCAGCAAGGAGGUGGUGAUGGUUUUGAUCCAUUUUCAAGUUUCUUUGGAGGGUUUGGUUUUCAUUUUGAAGGAUCACAACGGGGGAAUGAAAGAGAAGUUCCUCGCGGAAGUGAUAUUCACAUGGACCUUCAUGUCACACUGGAAGAACUUUACUCUGGCAACUUUGUAGAGGUUUUACGCAUCAAACCAGUCACACAGACAGUUCCUGGUACGAGAAAGUGCAACUGUCGGCAAGAGAUGAGAACAACACAGCUGGGUCCUGGAAGGUUUCAAAUGUCACCAGUGGACAUCUGUGAUGAGUGUCCUGCUGUAACUUAUGUUACUAAGGAAAAACUCUUAGAAGUUGAAGUGGAACCUGGGAUGAGAGAUGGACAAGAAUAUCCAUUUGUUGCAGAGGGUGAGCCUCACAUUGAUGGUGAUCCAGGUGAUUUGAAGUUUAUCAUAAGAGAACAAAGGCAUGAUAAAUUUCAAAGAAAAGGAGAUGAUCUUUACACAAAUGUGACUGUUGCCUUAAUUGAUGCAUUGAAUGGAUUUGAAAUGGAUAUAGACCAUCUCGAUGGACACAAGGUGCACAUUGUGCGGGAGAAAAUCACAUGGCCAGGAGCACGCAUAAAAAAGAAAGAAGAGGGCAUGCCUAACUAUGAAAACAACCAUUUGAAAGGAGAUCUUUAUAUAACGUUUGAUGUUGAAUUUCCAAGAGGUGGCAUGUCAGAAAGUGAAAAAGAAGCUUUAAAGAACAUCUUGAAGCAACAGUCUCUACAGAAAGUUUACAAUGGACUCUAAUGGCUUGUCUAUAAA